Messenger RNA from Leptosia nina, 1662 nucleotides. Lineage: Eukaryota; Metazoa; Arthropoda; Insecta; Lepidoptera; Pieridae. The record is from the annotation of a GenBank genome assembly.
AUGGAGAAAGUAAAGGAGGACACUAAAAAAGACGAUGCAAUUGGACAAAAAAAGGAAGCCCCGCCUGGUAUGCAGAAACUGUGUCUGGUUUGUGGUGACAGGGCGUUAGGGUACAACUUCAAUGCGAUCUCUUGCGAGAGCUGCAAGGCGUUUUUCCGUCGAAACGCGCUCACCAACAAAGAGUUUAAGUGUCCGUUUUCAAACAAUUGUGAGAUCACAGUGGUAACGCGACGAUUUUGUCAAAAAUGUCGUCUCGAAAAAUGCCUAGCUGUAGGCAUGGUCAAAGAGUUUAUAAUGUCCGAUGAGGAUAAAGCAAAUAAGAGAAAAAAAAUAGAGGAGAAUAGGGCAAAGAAACGGCAAAAUGUGGAAAGCGAAGAAGUGCCAAAUAGUAAAGUUAGGAAGGAGGCCCCACCGCUUGCAGAAACAACGGUGCAAUAUGAUGUGCUAAACAGCACAACUUGUAGUCCCCAUAGCACUGUACAGUCUCCAUUGAGCACAGACAUAGAUAAUUCUUUAAAUUCACCACCCUUUUAUAGUUACAAUGUGGCCACUCAGAAUUGUGAUGCUCAGUACAGGGUGCGUCCCAUUGAUGAAAAGACAGUGAUCCAUAGAGCUGUUUAUGAGCAACGGCUAGGAUAUAUUAGUGAUCAGGUUAACAGUGCGUAUGGUGAGCCUCUUAAACAAAAUAGUAUAAGGUCAAUUUUAACAAAUGGUAAAGCAUUAAAUAAUGAAGUAAUGAAUGAUCAGAUAUGUGAAGAACUGCCGUCCACAAGCAAUGAUGCUGACGUCAAUAAGGCGAGAGAAAUACUUCAGGACGUCGAAAGAAUAGAACCAAAUUCAAUGGAGUCCAUAUUGUGUGAAGCAAUUAAACUAGAAUUUGAAGCGUACACCUCCUUGACCAACUCCAGUGGAUCAUCUAGAGAGCUGAAUGAGGUGGAAAGAGCAAAGCUGAAUGAGCUGAUUGUAGCUAAUAAGGCGCUCAACGCACCCAUCGAUGAUGAUGUGUCAGCCCUUAUUGGAGACACUGCUGGUUUUAAGGCAAUGGAGAACAAGCACGAUCCUCGGCUAGUGACCAUCGUGAAUCUGACGGCCGUUGCCAUCAGACGUUUCAUCAAAAUGGCUAAAAAGAUCAACGCUUUCAAGAACAUGUGCGAGGAGGACCAGGUGGCGUUGCUGAAGGGCGGUUGUAUAGAGAUGAUGGUGCUGCGCAGCGCAAUGACCUACGACGGACAGGGAGACCAGUGGAAGCUACCUCACAGCCAGUCGUGCUUCGGCAGCAUCAGGACCGAUGUUCUGAAGCUGGCGAACGGCAACAUCUACCGCUCCCACGAGGCUUUCAUCCGUUCCUUUCAUCCCAAAUGGCGGACGGACGAACAAAUCAUUCUUAUCAUGUCUGCCAUAUUGCUGUUCACUCCGGACAGGGCGAAGGUCGUUCACCGAGAUGUCAUCAAACUCGAGCAGAACUCGUACUACUAUCUCCUCCGACGCUACCUGGAGAGCAUAUACCCGGGGUGCGAAGCCAAGUCCACCUUCCUCAAACUCAUCCAAAAGACCGUGGAGCUGAGACGUUUCGCGGCGGAGGUGACCGGAGUGUACCUCGACGUGAACCCCAUCGAACCCCUUCUCAUGGAGAUAUUUGACCUCAAACACCACCCCGCUUAG